UUUGAUACUUCAAAGAAACUACAACUUCCUUAUUCCCUACGGCAUGGUGAGAUUUAAUACGCAUAGCCUCUACACCUCCAAACCCACUCCCUCCAUCCUCUCAACAUCCAAUCAAAUACUGAAAAUGACAAAUAUCUACUAGAAUUUUUUUAAAUUAUUUCACAAAUCAAGUUUUGGCUUUUCCUUCUCCUAUUUCUUCCACCUUCUUUCUUCAAUGUCUUCCAGCAAGACCAAACAAAUGUUUAAGGCCAUAUUUACAGCUAAUGGAGGAUGUGGAUGUGGGAAGCCAAAGCCUAAUGAAGUAAUUGAGCCAAAACCAAAGGGUAAAGCCUCAAGCAAUACACCUAUUUAUCACUCUUCUUCAAGCUCCUGGGAUAGAGGAGGUGGUGGAAACUCCAUCGAUGAUACUUCCACAACGUUAACACAUUGUUCUGAGCAGGAUCAAUUCAAUGUUCCAAGCAGCUCUAAAAUGGUCAGUCCACUGCCCAAAUUUGGUGAUAGUGUUGCAGUUGUCAAGGAGUCUGACGACCCUUAUCAAGAUUUUCGCCAAUCAAUGCUACAAAUGAUUCUUGAGAAAGAAAUCUACUCAAAAGAUGAUCUACAAGAGCUUCUCAGCUGCUUUCUUCGUCUUAAUUCUCCUUCUCAUCAUGAAAUCAUUGUCAAUGCCUUUAUGGACAUCUGGAAUGGGGUUGUCUCCGAGAAAUCUGAUCCCGCAAACAAGCAGAAAAAUCAGCAACAAGAAAUUCAAUGUCAUGGUGGAAUAAACAAAUUAGUAUGAUAUGAAGACCUUUAUGGAUAGAUAAAGGUUGAAUGGUAUCUUCCCUUUUUUCUUCUGGUACUACUAAUAUGGUGUUGGUCAUUAGUGUAGCAGAAUCGGAACUGUUAGUACCAGCUAUGAUGAUGGUGGGAAGAAGUUAGAUGAACUGAUGAAAAGAGUUAAAUGCAAUGUAGUAAUGAAACAAGACAUGGAAGUAAGGAGGAGGCAAGAGCUUUAAUGCUCUGAUCAGAUGAUGAAAAGAAGUUUAUGACAGAAAUCUUUACUGUAUUCUCUUUCUGGAAAUUUUCUGACUAUCCAAAAGUUUCCAGUUUGAUGACAUUUAGUGCAAGCUAUGUAUUAUUAUUGGUGCCAAGUAGUUGGCUAUGAAUGGUCUUCAUUUAUGCUCAUCCUAUUCUUCUUGCGGGUUGUGCAUCUUUAA
This is a messenger RNA of Coffea arabica (coffee), 1196 nucleotides long. RefSeq lists its product as uncharacterized. The record is from RefSeq and is a predicted model, not a curated record. NCBI's taxonomy places the organism in Eukaryota, Viridiplantae, Streptophyta, Magnoliopsida, Gentianales, Rubiaceae. Gene Ontology annotation, biological process: negative regulation of DNA-templated transcription.